Messenger RNA from Zymoseptoria tritici IPO323, 1383 nucleotides. RefSeq lists its product as uncharacterized. Bases 1 to 1383 code for a protein of 460 amino acids. The transcript has a single exon. The record is from RefSeq and is a predicted model, not a curated record. NCBI's taxonomy places the organism in Eukaryota, Fungi, Ascomycota, Dothideomycetes, Mycosphaerellales, Mycosphaerellaceae.
AUGUGCAAGUUGAUUCACUCGCAGCCCAACUGCUGCAGCACCGCGUAUCUCAAAACCUACAUGUUCUUCAGCGAACUCUCUCUUCCUUCGACUAACCGAGCACAUACCUUACCAGCCAUGGCAAUCCUUCGACGCUCCAAGAGGGACAUCAACGCAUUGAAGCUGUCCAAUGGCCGAGACUACCUCUCCUGCAAGCUUCGUUUGACCCGCACACAGCUUGAGCAAUGGUUGACCUCCGACACCGUCUUGCCACACCUGGUCCUUUGGUCGAAGUUGUGCAUCGACAAUCCUCGCCGAUACAACGAUGCCAGCGAAUGGGUGAACUUCGUAGGAGGAAAAUACUUCGCAGAUGGCGGGGAGUUAGAAGAAGAUUUGUUGCUUGCUUGUCUUGGAGAAGGGCAGACCAACACAACCAAUGAAGAAGGCGGUGGCAACAGCAGCGUAUUCGCCGACCACGAUGCCAAGACAGCCUCAUGGUGCACUCAAGAUAUGUGGGCUCGUGCCGCCUGGCGUAUCGUCCAAGACAACUGCGGGCCCGGCGGUAUCCUUCAGCGCGAUAUUGAGCAACAUCCAGCUGCCGCAUACGCUGUGGCCAUCGACAUCCUCUGCCUUGCAUUCCAUUCCAUUGCAUGGCGCGAAACUGCAUCGUGCUGGUGGAUCUUGAUCAACAGCACUCCGUCACAGGAGAAGAGCAAGAUCGCCUUGACCAACCACAUCACCUCCACCAUCACACAGCAAGCCUUGAAACUGGACCACAAGGCCGAUACCGAGAGCAGUGUUGAUUCUGAGAUGGAGCAAGAAGAGCUCUCCGAUGAUGAUACAGUCACCAUGGUCACCGCGUCCGAGAGCGCGGAAUCAGAGUUUACCGAUCCCGAGAGCCCUUGGACCAAGGCUACUAGCGUCAGUGAGACUUCCCAGGUCACUCCGACCAGAUCUCACAAGAAGAAAGUCGCGGACACAACCUCGGGCUUCGAUGCGGUUCAGGAUUGGAUGGACCGCGUGCCAUCGAUUGGCGAUGGAGUCGGAGUCGACGGUGCGCUCAAGUUGAUUGAUGAAGAGGGUGAGCCGAUCAAAGGCUAUCGCAGAAUGGCGUUGAGGAGCGCUGGAGCUGCUCCAAAGCCGGUCGUGACUGCAGACUCACUGAUGGUGGAUUCGGACGAGAUUGUUGUGGCGAGCUGGAGGAUGAACGACAAGGACGAUGAUAAUGGCGAUGAGAUAGAUGUGGCCGGCAUGAGGAUGGACGGGGCCGAAGAUGACGAUGAUGUGAUCGUCGUGGCGGGCAUGAGGAGCGACAGCGUCUUCGAUAAGACCCAAGCGCUUGCGAUCGCGGCGACGGAGGAAGACCCUGUACGCAAGUCAGCACGAUUGACAGAUGAAGAUUGA